Messenger RNA from Orbicella faveolata, 2617 nucleotides. Its product is annotated as serine/threonine-protein phosphatase 2A 56 kDa regulatory subunit epsilon isoform-like. Gene Ontology annotation, biological process: signal transduction; protein dephosphorylation. NCBI's taxonomy places the organism in Eukaryota, Metazoa, Cnidaria, Anthozoa, Scleractinia, Merulinidae. Gene Ontology annotation, cellular component: protein phosphatase type 2A complex; nucleus; cytosol. Gene Ontology annotation, molecular function: protein phosphatase activator activity. The record is from RefSeq and is a predicted model, not a curated record.
CGGUGUUUAUUCGCUGGUUCCACACUCCAUAGCUUGAAGUUAUCUCUUCCAAAAGAUUGUUUAGGCCAAGGAAAGGAAUCAAAACGUAGUCGUAGGCUCGGAGAAGGAAGCGAUCUUCCCUUUUCCAUCGGGAAAUCGCCAGUUUGCUAUCCACACGUACCAUGGACUCUGUGGAAGCAAAAAGGCCAGGUAUUAAUCCUGCCCCUGCUACUGCUCAUCCAGAUCCAUUUAAUAGAAAGUCUGUUAGGAAACCGCAGAAAGCUGCGCAGAAAAAGCAACAAGGAUCGUCUAGGUUUCGGUCCAAGCCAAGCUUUGAGAUCCAACCUCUUGGUCUUUUGAAAGACUCGGCGCCAGCCGAACAACAGGAGUUGUUCAUCAAGAAACUACAACAGUGUUGUGUAGUCUUCGAUUUCAUGGAUCCAGUCAGUGAUUUGAAGGGAAAGGAAAUUAAACGGGCAUGUUUAAACGAACUUGUUGACUAUAUUGCGUCAGGUCGUGGAGUCCUUACUGAGGCAGUAUAUCCAAAAAUAAUCGAAAUGGUCGAUGCAAACAUUUUUAGGACUUUACCUCCGUCGGACAACCCAGACUUUGAUCCAGAAGAAGAUGAUCCAACGCUAGAAGCAUCCUGGCCUCAUCUACAGAUAGUCUAUGAAUUCUUCCUUCGGUUCUUGGAGUCUGCAGAGUUUCAACCCAGUGUUGCCAAGAAACACAUCGAUCAGAAGUUUGUUUUACAGCUUCUGGAACUUUUUGAUAGUGAAGAUCCUCGUGAGAGAGACUUCCUCAAGACAGUCCUUCACAGGAUAUAUGGAAAGUUCCUUGGACUUAGGGCUUACAUUCGAAAACACAUCAAUCACAUAUUUUUAAAAUUCGUUUAUGAGACAGAGCACUUCAAUGGGGUUGGAGAACUACUAGAAAUCUUAGGAAGUAUCAUCAAUGGAUUUGCUCUUCCACUGAAGACUGAACACAAGAUGUUCUUAAACCGAGUUUUAAUUCCUCUUCACAAGGUGAAGUGCCUGGGCCUGUACCAUGCACAGUUGGCAUAUUGUGUCGUUCAGUUCUUGGAAAAGGAUGCCACACUUACAGAAAAUGUCGUUUUAGGCUUACUAAAAUACUGGCCAAAAACAAGCAGUCAAAAAGAGGUGAUGUUCCUAGGUGAAAUAGAAGAAAUUCUAGAUGUAAUAGAUCCCGCUCAGUUUCAAAAAGUUAUGGUACCGCUCUUCAAAAAUAUCGCUCGAUGUGUAUCAAGCCCGCAUUUCCAGGUCGCUGAGAGAGCGCUUUACUUCUGGAAUAACGAAUACAUCAUGAGCCUAAUCGAAGAAAACUCGAACUCCAUCUUACCCAUCAUGUUUUCAAGUUUAUAUAGGAUAUCCAAGGACCACUGGAACCAGACCAUCGUAGCGCUCGUCUAUAAUGUUUUGAAGACCUUUAUGGAAAUGAACUCGAAACUGUUUGACGAACUAACGUCUUCGUACAAAAGCGAUAGACAAAAAGAAAAGAAAAAGGAGAAAGAAAGAGAAGAGCUGUGGAAACAACUCGAAAAGUUGGAAAUAGAAACGAGAAAUAAGUCAACUUGCUCGGCGUCGAAUCCCGCGGGCUCGAACCCGAAUCCCUCUACCAGUUCGGGAGCCGGGACAGCGACUAAGAAUGCCAAGAGCUGAACUCCCGAGCGCCGCCCGCGGUUGCUGUUUUGUCCAGACCUCCUCCGACAUUUUGAUUAGUGUGAAAAGUGAUCCAAGUGACACUCCGUUGACCAGUGACUGAAAGAAAUUAUUAAUUUCUAAUUUGAGGAAGUUGAGCUUUGACUGACCACACCUUCGAAAAGCACGAAAGAAUUUAUUAAUUUAAGAUGUCGUAUAUUGUUCAGACUCGAGGGUUGUUACAUACCCUUGUCUUAAGUUACUCACUGCGCGCGGAGGGAGGUGGUAAAAGUGACGCCGAAGCGCCGUUUUAUUGUGUAUUUUGUUUAAUGUGGUCGUCCGGCGCACGGCGCGCUCGAUUCCGUCUUGAUUACGGUGUCGGUGGUCAUUUGUUGCCUUUCGUCGUCCGGUAGUACAGUGACAUUGCCUUACUAUAAAUGUGUGUAUUACUGGCGUAGAGCGGUCAUUGUCGACCAAUACUCGCUUGAGACGAAACGGAUACGUUAAGGCCUGGAUGAUAUUGAAGUUUAGAAAAAAAAAAUAUACUUGUAAUCAAAUUCUGUAGAUAGCCCUUCCCUAACAGGAAACCUAGCCCGCAGAACAGUGUUGUGGCGUCAAUUCAACCAAGAUGGUCGUCGCAAGGACAAAACAGGUUCUACCCAAUAAUGUAUUACGAUACCAAUUUACCACAAAAAGCGCAGAAAACGAAACCCAUUGAAAGGAGAUUCAUUUCUAAAUUCAGCGCAGAACUACCCUAUGGCCGUAGUGAAACCACGAACAUUGCUUUGCAGACGAGGUUUCCCAGUAAAUUUUGCAGCCCUAUUUCUCUAGCAAUUUUCCUUGUAUGUAACUUUUUACUCUGAUGUCGCAUUUCUUUACUACUUUGAAGUACAGUCUCUGUAAGAGACGCGCGAUUAACUGAGUUGAAGGUAUUUUUCACGUGAUGAGGGAAAGACCAAUAAACAGCAUAAGAUUCCUCA